AUGUCAUCGCGACCAGGAAUAUGUAUACUUCAUAGGGAAUUCAGACAAAAUGUCUUGCAAAUGGUAUUCCAUAUAACCAUAACAGCAGUUAUGUUGUCUAGAAAAAUUAUUUUCCUUGUUCUUGCAAUCCAUUGCAUUGACACCACUGAGACAGCAAAAAGACGUUUCAAUCUGAUGCUAAACAAUGUGACUUGCAUCAAGGUGAAUUCUUUAAUGAAAAGCUUUGGUUGUUCGUUAAAAAACUUCGGAACUAGCCGUUAUGCUGUGGAUGCCCAGUUCCUGCUGGAAAGACCAUUUGAGAAGAAUGCAGAGGUGCAUGUCAUGGUAUAUUUCACUCCAAGUUUAGCCAAGAAAGCUGUUAAAUUCUUGGAUAUAAAAUUGAAUAUAUGUGACAUGCUAUCCACUGUCAUCUCCAAUCCGCUGCUCAAAGUUAUUUUGGAUGAAACCAGAAAAUCUAGUAAUUUACCUUACAGAUGUCCCGUAAAGGCAAAUUUUGUAUACACUUUUUCGAAUUUCAGCUUAACUGCUGAAACUUUGCCCUUGUACACACCAUUUAUGAAAUUUAAUUUCACUUUAAACACCUAUGACAAUGAAGAGCUAGUUUCCAAGUUUCUAUUGGAGGGGACUACAGUACCUAAGUAG
Stomoxys calcitrans (stable fly) is the source of this 642-nucleotide messenger RNA. RefSeq lists its product as uncharacterized. Lineage: Eukaryota; Metazoa; Arthropoda; Insecta; Diptera; Muscidae. The coding region runs from base 1 to 642 and encodes 213 amino acids. The transcript has 4 exons. The record is from RefSeq and is a predicted model, not a curated record.